GUAUCUUAUCUACAUGUCGAUAUUAGGUAACUAUUUUUAAGCGAUAAAAAGUCUUGUGACAUGAUAUAGAUGCGUUGUAUACAAUCACGAUCAAGAAAGGUUGUAAUCUCCUCGUUUCGCGAACGGAACGGAGCGAGAACAUUUGUAAAAAUAGAAUCGCAUCCGAAUCUUCUUUGAGGUCGGGCCGACCUAGCUUUAACGUCGCCAGCGAAUGUUUACAUCCUCGAUUCGUCGUUGACGUAUAUCGGAGCACCAGUUUACUCGCCUUAAAAUUGUUUGGACGGAGCAGAAAUUGAAAUCGGAUCUUCUCUUUUGCGUGUGUCAGGAGCUCAGAUGCAAUAAUGGGUAAUGCGGGAAGCAAUCAGCCCGUCGGCCAUCAUCACGGCACCACGGUGAGCAGAGAGCACCGACAUAGCAAGGAUCAUCCUCCACCUUCUCCAGGAAAGGAAGGCCAGGCGUUCGUCUUCGACAAGAGGCCCAGCCAGAAGAUCGUGUUUCAGUCCUCCCACGAGGACGAGGAGUCGUACUUCGCCAAAAGCGGCCAGCAGGACGGGGAAGACUUCGGAUCGCAGCGGCCGAGGUCCAACACAGUGUCCGAGGGUACCAAAGUUGCGGACAGCAAGGUGCUACCGACUGUUUUCAAGUGGGAAGGCGGUGGAAAGCAGGUAUACAUCAGCGGGACGUUCACCGGAUGGAAAACAUUGCCGAUGGUAAAGAGCCACGGGGACUUUGUCACGAUAAUUGAUCUGCCAGAGGGGGAGCAUCAGUAUAAAUUUUUCGUUGACGGAGAAUGGAGGCACGAUCCUGGACUGAAAAUCGUAGACAACGGCAUGGGCUCCAAGAACAAUUUAGUUUCUGUAAGGAAGUCUGACUUUGAGGUGUUUCAAGCUCUUGCAAAGGAUAGCGAGGGUGUCAGUAGUAGUACUCAAACGGAGUACGGGCAAGAAAUACCGCCGCACAAACCUUGGGAGAAGAUAACCGGCCCGCCUAUCUUGCCGCCGCAUCUGCUACAAGUUAUCCUUAACAAGGACACACCGUUAUCCUGUGAGCCUACUCUUCUACCUGAACCAAAUCACGUUAUGCUGAACCAUCUUUAUGCUCUGAGCAUUAAAGACAGCGUGAUGGUCCUGUCGGCCACGCAUCGUUAUCGCAAGAAAUAUGUCACAACUUUGCUUUACAAGCCGAUUUAAAUGUUAAGUCAUUCCCGUGUUCGUUGGUGCUGUACAUUUUUUAACUAUCGCGGAAUAACACAGGUGCCCGAGUGACGCGACAUUGACGCGUAAAGUUUUUACGAGCUUCUUGGAGGCAAGGUAGAAGUUUAUGAUAUCCCGAAACGGUUGGUUCUUCGCUACGUUUAUUAUACCUCAGUCAUGUGUAUAAUAUAAUGUAUAAUUACUAUAAUAUUUAUUAAAGCCAGAUAUUUUAUA
Wasmannia auropunctata (little fire ant) is the source of this 1427-nucleotide messenger RNA. RefSeq names its product 5'-AMP-activated protein kinase subunit beta-2 (gene alc). Gene Ontology annotation, biological process: signal transduction. NCBI's taxonomy places the organism in Eukaryota, Metazoa, Arthropoda, Insecta, Hymenoptera, Formicidae. Bases 342 to 1190 code for a protein of 282 amino acids. Gene Ontology annotation, cellular component: nucleus; cytoplasm; nucleotide-activated protein kinase complex. The record is from RefSeq and is a predicted model, not a curated record. Gene Ontology annotation, molecular function: protein kinase binding. The transcript is spliced from 5 exons.